This is a messenger RNA of Meyerozyma guilliermondii ATCC 6260, 1542 nucleotides long. It is a transcript of the gene VMA2, whose product is annotated as H(+)-transporting V1 sector ATPase subunit B. Gene Ontology annotation, biological process: proton transmembrane transport; ATP metabolic process. The transcript has a single exon. Gene Ontology annotation, cellular component: proton-transporting V-type ATPase, V1 domain. The record is from RefSeq and is a predicted model, not a curated record. Gene Ontology annotation, molecular function: ATP binding; proton-transporting ATPase activity, rotational mechanism. Lineage: Eukaryota; Fungi; Ascomycota; Pichiomycetes; Serinales; Debaryomycetaceae. The coding region runs from base 1 to 1542 and encodes 513 amino acids.
AUGUUACUGGACAAGGAAUUGUACGAAAUCAACAAAAAGGCCGUGACAGAAGGCUUCAAAAUUAAACCCCGGAUUAACUACAACACCGUGGGUGGAGUUAAUGGGCCAUUGGUGAUCUUGGACAAUGUGAAAUUUCCUCGUUAUAAUGAGAUUGUCAAUCUCACUUUGCCUGAUGGUUCGUCAAGAGCUGGUCAGGUUUUGGAGGUACGUGGAAGCAAGGCAAUUGUGCAAGUUUUCGAGGGAACUACCGGAGUUGAUGUUAAGAAAACGAGAGUUGAAUUUACCGGUGAAAGUAUGCGUUUGGCUGUGUCGGAAGACAUGUUGGGACGUAUUUUUGACGGUUCUGGAAGACCAAUUGAUAAGGGACCAAAGAUCUUUGCUGAAGACUACUUGGACAUCAAUGGUUCACCCAUCAAUCCUUAUGCUCGUAUUUACCCAGAGGAAAUGAUUUCUACCGGUAUCAGUGCCAUUGAUACCAUGAACUCGAUCGCUAGAGGCCAAAAGAUCCCCAUUUUCUCGGCAUCUGGUUUGCCACACAAUGAGAUUGCUGCCCAAAUUUGUCGUCAAGCUGGCUUGGUUCGUCCAACAAAGGACGUCCACGAUGGUCACGAGGAGAACUUCUCCAUUGUGUUCGCUGCCAUGGGUGUCAAUUUAGAGACCUCGCGGUUCUUUAAGCAGGACUUUGAAGAAAAUGGCUCAUUGGAAAGAACUUCCUUGUUCCUCAACUUGGCCAACGAUCCAACUAUUGAACGUAUUAUCACUCCUCGUUUGGCUUUGACCACCGCCGAGUACUUGGCUUACCAAACCGAGAGACAUGUCUUGACCAUCUUGACUGAUAUGUCUUCCUACGCUGAUGCUUUGAGAGAAGUGUCGGCUGCCAGAGAAGAGGUUCCUGGUAGAAGAGGUUACCCUGGUUACAUGUACACAGAUUUGUCCACCAUCUACGAAAGAGCAGGCCGUGUGGAGGGUCGUAAUGGUUCCAUUACUCAAAUUCCAAUUUUGACCAUGCCUAACGAUGAUAUUACCCACCCUAUUCCCGAUUUGACAGGUUAUAUCACUGAGGGCCAAAUCUUCGUGGACAGACUAUUAUCUAACAGAGGAAUCUACCCCCCCAUCAAUGUCUUGCCUUCGUUGUCCCGGUUGAUGAAGUCGGCUAUUGGUGAAGGAAUGACGAGAAAAGAUCAUGGCGAUGUGUCCAAUCAAUUGUACGCCAAGUAUGCCAUUGGUAGAGAUGCCGCUGCUAUGAAGGCAGUUGUGGGUGAAGAAGCAUUGAGUACCGAGGACAAGUUGUCGUUAGAAUUCUUGGAAAAGUUCGAAAAGAACUUCAUUACUCAAGGUCAGUACGAAAAUCGUACCAUCUUUGAAUCAUUGGAUCAAGCUUGGUCUUUCUUACGGAUCUACCCCAAGGAAUUGUUGAACAGAAUCAGCCCCAAGAUUUUGGACGAGUUCUACGAGAGACUGAGACAACAAGAACAAGAAUCAGAAGAAGAUCCUGAUCAAUCGCACGAUAAAGAUGAUAAGGACAAAUUGAUCGAUGCUUAA